UCUCGUCCCCCUGCAGCUACGGGAGUACAAGGUGGUCGGGCGCUGCCUGCCCACGCCGAAAUGCCGGACUCCGCCUCUCUACCGGAUGCGGAUCUUCGCCCCCAACCAUGUUGUCGCCAAAUCCCGGUUCUGGUAUUUCGUUUCCCAGCUGAAGAAGAUGAAGAAGUCUUCUGGAGAGAUUGUGUACUGUGGCCAGGUAUAUGAGAAGUCCCCUCUGCGGGUAAAAAACUUUGGUAUUUGGCUACGCUAUGAUUCUCGUAGUGGAACUCACAACAUGUACAGGGAGUACAGGGAUUUGACCACAGCUGGUGCUGUCACUCAGUGCUAUCGUGAUAUGGGAGCCCGUCAUCGUGCCCGUGCUCACUCUAUUCAGAUCAUGAAAGUUGAGGAAAUUGCUGCUAGCAAGUGCCGUAGACCAGCAGUCAAGCAGUUCCAUGACUCUAAAAUCAAGUUCCCUCUGCCACACAGAGUUCUGCGUCGCCAGCACAAACCACGUUUCACCACCAAGAGACCAAAUACAUUCUUUUAAAUACAAAAACACGCUGUCAACUCUGUUGUAAUAAAGGUCUUAUUUGAACCUUUGA
Messenger RNA from Struthio camelus australis, 584 nucleotides. The record is from RefSeq and is a predicted model, not a curated record. Lineage: Eukaryota; Metazoa; Chordata; Aves; Struthioniformes; Struthionidae.